This is a messenger RNA of Neoarthrinium moseri, 4704 nucleotides long. RefSeq lists its product as uncharacterized. The record is from RefSeq and is a predicted model, not a curated record. NCBI's taxonomy places the organism in Eukaryota, Fungi, Ascomycota, Sordariomycetes, Amphisphaeriales, Apiosporaceae. Gene Ontology annotation, molecular function: protein binding; glycosyltransferase activity. The coding region runs from base 1 to 4704 and encodes 1567 amino acids. Gene Ontology annotation, biological process: protein O-linked glycosylation. The transcript is spliced from 4 exons.
AUGCUGCCGCUCGUCCAGACGCACCAGAUGGUGCAGCCCUCGUCCCAUUUCGACGCGACCUUGCCCUUCCGCCACCGCUAUUCUUACCAUGCCCAGCAUCCUCACCCUCCCAAGCAUGGCCCGCUGUCGUCCCAUCGCGCCUUUCCCAUUCGCGCCACCCAGCCGCCGCUGUCCUUGGCACCGCACCUGCAGCAUCCCGACGGUCGCGAGUAUUCCCUGAGGAGGAAGACCCCCAACGGGACCAUCGAUGCAGGCUACGAUGGUACCCCAGCCCAGCUCGCGUCUGGCCCGCCGCCGUUGAAGCACAUGAUCCUGCCGGGCGCGGGCAAUCUGCCGUCCGCCUCGGAUUACGAGUAUACCGUUGCCGGCCCCGUGAGCUGGCCCCCUCGGGCCCCGGGGUCGGGUGACUACGCCGAGCCCAGGGCGUUCAACAACUCCGACAACCACCCGAUGGCCCCCGGCGCUGGCUGGCAAUACCGUAUGGAUCAUGGCCCGCCUCCUCCUGGCCUCGCCUUGGAUUGUGCCCCCAACGCUCCGUCGGCGGCCUACUAUCCGUAUACCAACGGUCUACGGGUUCCAACAGUUGCGCAGCCCACGUACCAGCAAUCCCCUGGACCGGCAAUCUUCAACAAUGGCGGUCUGGCUCCCCUGCCUCUGUGGCCAGAUAUGAACGCGCAGUAUAUUGAGCCUACAGCGUACGGGGUGCCCUCGAUCCAGUCCAUGAACCGGCAAUCUUUACAUUCGUCGAUUCCAUUUGCGGCAUCGGCGCAACGCGAGCAUAGGCUUGAUGUUUCUCAUAUGAAUUUGCAGGCGCCAGCACAGAGGCUUGAAUCUCUCAGUCUUGAAUCGGAAAGAUAUGAUCUCGCUGAAAGUCAGAUACCCGACAAGUCAUCCCCAUCGCGCUUUCGAGAAAAGGCACUGGCGAAUGCACACCGUGCGUACAUAGACCUGUUGGCCUUCCUACACUCGAGCAAAAAGACGGGCUCUGGCCGCUCGUCUAAUGGCAGUCGAUCUUCCUCAAAGAUGGUCAUAUUUCCAAAGCUCCCCAACCCCCCGAAGCAAACCGCUUCGGCGCCUGGGCUUCACCACCGAGGGAGUUCCCAUAAUGGCUAUAGCAGCUCGGCUGGCUUCUCCGUGCCUCCUUACUCUUACGCGUCCCAUGCUCACGUGGGCAUGUCUGAAAUGCUCCCCGUGUCACACGAUCCAAGGCUACACGGUGCUGGAGGGGUCGGCGAUGUCACCAACACUGCAUUCUACCAUUUGUUUAACGAGGGAUCUCGGUACGCUGCCCCUGAGCCGCCCCGACCCAUGGUUGCCCAUACACCGGUCUCGAGCGCAAAGGCUGCUUCUGAGAUGCUCCACCACUUGUGUGAACAGAGUGGCUGGAAGUGGGUAGAUGGGAUGCUCCUGGGUGGCUGCCUUCAUUACGGACUGGAGAGGUAUGAACAAGCUCUGGAAUGGUUCUCUAGAAUCACGACCAUCGAUGGCGGUCACGUGGAGGCUUUAUCGAAUGUAGCUGCGACAUUAUACUGCUUACAGCGCAAUGAUGAAGCGGAGAGGUAUUGGAUGCUGGCUGUCAAGCUGAAGCCGAGCUAUCUCGAUGCUGUCGAGCAUCUAGUCGGGCUUCUCUGCUCAAAUCAGAGGAGCAAGGAAGCUGUGGACAUCAUUAGUUUUGUCCAAAAUUCUCUGCGUCUGCAGGCCUCGUCCAAGAAUGCUGUCUCGGGGCCCCCUCUCACCUCUGCAGGCCAUGGUCUGUCAUACUCUUCAUCUGGGGGUAGUUUGUUCGCCGCCAGCAAUCGAGUGCAGAACCACGCAUUCGAGGACAAUCCAGCACACCUGGACCAACCUGGAUAUGGCUCUAGUGGGUAUGAUGUGGCUGGCACUGAGAACGGUCGAAUGAUUGCUUUAAUCCAUGCCAAAGGCAACAUGUUGUACGCGCUCAAGGACAUCGAUCAUGCAUCUGAGGCGUUUGAGGAGGCGGUUCUGAUUAGUGCUGGGGGAGGAGUGACCUGUGUUCAAGCUCUCAUCAGCAGGAUACGCUCCGUCUUAGCACCCCCGAAUACGUACAACCUCUUUGGCUCCGACAACCAGGCAGGCUCCGCCGGACCGCUCCUGCUACCACCAGAGAAGGCUCGACAUACUGCGCAGCUUGUGUUCGCCAAUAAUGGUGAGCUUCCGGGGUUACGCUUUGUGCCUGCCGGCGCUCCCAGAAAAUCUGCGAUAUCCACAAUGAGCAACUCUCUGUUAUCGCUGGCCAAGAUCUUCCAGGACGGCAUGUCUAACGGCGGGUCAGCAUUGGGGCUUUUACAGCAACCUCCUGGCGUUGGCGAUAUCCUCGCCCUCUACUAUCUUUCCCUCUCGCUGUCAGAGAGUCCCUCCACCGCCAACAAUGUCGGCAUCCUUCUUGCUAGUGUCCAACAGUCCAGUGUUCUACAAACCCUUCCAGCGGCUGACAGUUCGAGUAACUCUUCUAUCCCUGGAAUACAACCAGGAAGCGGGCUUGACCUGGCGCUGGCCUACUACAAGUACGGCCUCAGUCUCGAUCCCAAACACGUGCACCUGCAUACCAAUCUUGGGAGCCUUUUGAAGGAUAUAGGUCAACUUGACCUAGCCAUUCAGAUGUACGAACAGGCUGUAGCAUGUGACGGGACGUUCGACAUUGCUCUGACAAAUCUUGCGAAUGCUGUCAAAGACCGUGGGCGCAUCAACGAUGCUGUGAUAUACUACAAACGGGCGGUAAAAUCUAACCCGCACUUUGCGGAAGCUGUCUGUGGGCUCUCAACGGCACUGAAUUCCGUCUGUGACUGGAGAGACCGCGGUGGCGUCAUCCUUCACGGUACCAAGUAUGACAGGUGGCACGUUGACGAGGGCGGCAUGCUUCGGGAUGCGAGGCACCAUCCCACAGGGUUUGGCCUGAUCAGUAGAGUGGUGGAAAUUGUUGCUAAGCAGCUAGCCGACUCGUCACAUUGGGGUGUGGGAAUCUUGCAGGGCAGUUCUCUCCGGUCCGUGGUUGCGCAGCUGAAGGCUGCCGGCGCUGAUCAAACGGAUCGGGGGCUCAACCUCGAAGUCGAGUGUCGAAAGUGGGCGGGACGUCCCUGGGAAGGCUCUCGACUGCUACGCUUAGUCGAACGUUCCGUCAAGGCAGCUACUCGUCUUUGGUAUCGUGACAAGUACAUCCUCGGUCGACCUUCGAGGACUGGGUAUCCGCGGCCGCGACUGCCCGCGUCGCUCGCGGUGCCGUCGGCUCCGACCGUUCUUCCUUUUCACACCUUCACGUGUCCUUUGACAGCCAAGGACAUUCGCAUGAUCUCUCAGCGCAAUGCCCAUCGUAUAUCAUGUUCAACUCUGCGUUCUCCGUGGCUGCCCAACUCCGUCUAUCCACCUCCACCGCCUCCCCGUCCACAUCUCAACAUUGGAUAUGUGUCCUCUGAUUUCAAUAAUCAUCCCCUUGCUCAUCUGAUGCAGUCAGUGUUCGGUAUGCACAGCCCUUCACGCGCCAAGGCUUUUUGCUACGCAACAACGGCGAGCGACAAGUCUAGCCAUCGGGAGCAGAUUGAGCGGGAAGCUCCUGUAUUCCGCGAUGUGAGCAGCUGGUCGACCGAGAGACUCGUGGACCAGAUUGUCAAGGAUGAGAUCCACAUACUAGUGAAUCUCAACGGCUACACCCGUGGUGCCCGCAAUGAGAUCUUUGCCGCAAGGCCUGCGCCCAUCCAAAUGUCGUUCAUGGGUUUUGCCGGUACCUUGGGUGCUGAGUGGUGUGACUAUCUCCUUGCGGAUGAGACGGCUGUCCCGCCCUCAACUUUGAGGCCCGUGAGAAGCAACGUCAGUCUCGAGGACGUUUUCCAAGAUGAGAGAUCAGCAGAUGACGAGGAUUGGAUGUACUCGGAGAACAUCAUAUUCUGCCGGGACACCUUCUUUUGCUGUGAUCAUGCCCAGUCCAGCGGGCCCGAGGAGAGACACAUCACGUGGCAUGAGGAGCAGCUUCGCCGAUGGAAGAUGCGAAAGGAGCUGUUUCCCAACCUGCCAGAUGAUGCCAUCAUCCUGGGGAACUUUAACCAACUAUAUAAGAUUGACCCUUCUACUUUUCGGUCAUGGUUACGCAUUCUCUCAGAUGUGCCAAAGGCGCGUCUAUGGCUGCUGCGUUUCCCUGAAUUGGGCGAGAACAACCUCCGGCGAACUGCCAGACAAUGGGCAAGCCAAGACGUUGCCGACCGCAUCAUAUUCACGGACGUGGCUCCAAAACAACUGCAUAUCUCCAGAGCUCGUGUCUGCGAUUUGUUCCUCGACACCCCGGAAUGCAACGCUCAUACGACCGCUGCAGACGUUUUGUGGUCUAGCACACCACUUCUAACGCUUUCACGAUACCCUUACAAGAUGUGCUCCCGAAUGGCAGCAUCCAUCUUGAAGGGAGCCCUCCCCAGGGGAAGCGCGGGCCUCAUGGCUGCCGAGGAGCUUAUCUCAGAGGACGAAGACGACUACGAGGCUAAGGCAGUUAGACUUGCCGGCAGUCUGAGCUAUGAUGUGACUAAUGGCCAAUUUGGGAUUGGGCAUGGCAGGCUUGCAGAACUGCGCAGGAUGCUAUUUUGCGCCAAAUGGACCUGCGCCCUGUUUGAUACCCGCAGGUGGGUGCGCGAUCUGGAAAGUGCGUACGAGGAAGCAUGGCGGCGUUGGGUCGAUGGUGAAGGUGGUGAUAUCUACCUUUAA